AAAGCCACUUAAGCUGCUGAAAUGGGAUGGGAGCCCGAAGAAGAAGAAGGGGAGGUUCAGAGCUGCUCCAGGAGGAAGCCGAGCAGGAACUCCAGCAAAGAGGACUCCCUCGUUGUAAUCCCAGCAGCAUCCGAGGAAAGGGUUGGGGAGCACAGGCCUCCUCCUCAAGAGCAGAGCUCAGGCUAUAUCCCCCUCCUGGGCUUAGAGGGCUCUUUGGCCUCCCGCGCGUGGAUCUAAUGCUCCGGAGAAGGCGCUGCUGCUGCUGAAGAAGAAGAAGAAGAGGAGGAGGAGGAGGAGGAGGAGGAGGGCUGGGAGCCAGGAGGAGGCUCCGGGGAGGAAAGAGGGCAGCGGGAGGAUCGGCUUGCGAAGCCCCCGGAGGCAGAGAAUGGGGAGCAAAGCUCUGCCGGCACCCAUCCCGGUGCACCCCUCCUUGCAGCUGACCAACUACUCCUUCCUACAGGCGGUCAACACUUUCCCAUCCACGGUGGACCCCUUGCAGGGCCUCUAUGGCCUCAGUGCUGUCCACACCAUGCAUAUGAACCACUGGACGCUGGGAUGCUAUGCCGCAGCUGCCGCGGCCUCAGGUAGCACAGGAGUGGGGUCAGCCCAAGGCUUGGUGGAGCGGUUCCCCUUCCCAGCACUGCCCUUUGCUGCCACCCACCUCUUCCACCCGAAGCAGGCGGCCGCCAUCGCCCACGUCCUGCCAGCACUGCGCAAGGAGCGGCCCCGCUUUGACUUUGCCAAUCUGGCCCUGGCCGCCACGCAGGAGGAUCCACCUAAGGCACCCCAGGCUGCAGGAGCCUCCCAGGGUGAGCUGGGCAAGUUGGUCGGAGGGCCUCUAGGCAAGCUGAGCCCUGAGCGCAAGGCACCUCGGGGUCGGCUCCCCUCCAAGACCAAGAAGGAGUUCAUCUGCAAGUUCUGCGGGAGGCACUUCACCAAGUCCUACAACCUCCUCAUCCAUGAGAGGACCCACACCGACGAGCGGCCCUACACCUGCGACAUCUGCCACAAGGCCUUCCGGAGGCAGGACCACCUCCGAGACCACAGGUAUAUCCAUUCCAAAGAGAAACCAUUCAAAUGUCAGGAAUGUGGGAAAGGAUUUUGCCAGUCCAGGACUCUAGCAGUUCAUAAAACUUUACACAUGCAGGAAUCUCCACACAAAUGCCCCACAUGUGGAAGAACCUUUAAUCAAAGAAGUAACCUGAAAACUCACCUUCUCACCCAUACAGACAUCAAGCCCUACAACUGUGAGCAGUGCGGCAAAGUGUUCAGGCGAAACUGUGAUCUGCGGAGGCACAGUCUAACUCACACCCCGCGGCAGGACUUCUAGAACAGCCAAGAACCUCCACAGGGAGCUAACUCUGGCUCAAGGACUUGAACUGUAGGAAAAUCUUGAUGUCUGCACACAGGCAGGCAAAUAUAUGCAGGGGCCCAAUUCUCCCUGUCCCCCCCCCCCCCGACUCCAGCUAAAUCCUCUGUGAGACUGAGGUGGGCAGAAGAACAUCGGUCCCGAGCCUUCUCCCCACACCGAGAGCACAGGCCGAUUCCUUGUAGAUAAUAAGAGCGCAGCUCAUUUUCGAGCUUUGUACAGAAGAAACUGUGGUAUCAUGUGUUUGCUUCCUAUCGUCUUACCAAACGCACAUUGGUAAAACCCUCAAAUCUGGGAGUGAAAGUAUUGUUUUUCAAAAUGUAUUUCAAAAUAAACAUUUUCCCCACCAAAAGCUCUCAUACUUGGCUUAUGCAAUUCUUUAUUUAAUUUAUUUAAUUCUUUCCCCUUUCUGUAAAUUAAUAAUCAAGUGAACUAAAGUCUAGUUAUUUAAGCUAACUGUAUUUCUAUGUUUUUAUUUUUCUUUCUGUGAGAAAGCAUUCUGAUUUGUUUUAAAUUACUUGUAUGUUUGUAAAAGGAAUCUAUAUCUGCUAGUGUUUAAUGGU
This is a messenger RNA of Sceloporus undulatus (fence lizard), 1932 nucleotides long. It is a transcript of the gene OSR2, whose product is annotated as odd-skipped related transciption factor 2. Lineage: Eukaryota; Metazoa; Chordata; Lepidosauria; Squamata; Phrynosomatidae. The transcript has 4 exons. Gene Ontology annotation, cellular component: nucleus. The coding region runs from base 386 to 1330 and encodes 314 amino acids. The record is from RefSeq and is a predicted model, not a curated record. Gene Ontology annotation, biological process: regulation of transcription by RNA polymerase II; embryo development; urogenital system development. Gene Ontology annotation, molecular function: RNA polymerase II transcription regulatory region sequence-specific DNA binding; DNA-binding transcription factor activity, RNA polymerase II-specific.